AUGCUAAUCUUCAACCAUUCCAGCUUCUUGACCUUCACUUUGACGGGCAUACCAGGCUUAGAGUCACAGCACUUGUGGUUAUCUCUCCCUUUCUCUUCUAUGUUUUUGGCUAUCCUUGUUGGCAACGGUGCUAUCCUCUUUCUGGUGGCCACAGAGCCCACACUUCACAGCCCAAUGUACCUGUUCCUGGCCUUGCUGUUGGUGGCUGACCUCAUAUCUGCUCUGGCUCUGUUGCCCAAGCUCCUCUGUCCCUUCUGGUUCAAUGAUAGGGACAUAACUGCCAAGGCCUGUUUCAUCCAGAUGUUUUUCAUCCAUGGAGCACCUGUGGUACGAUCAGCCCUACUUGUUGCAAUGGCCUUUGACCGCUGCAUGGCUGUGUGUGAGCCAUUACGCUACAAUACAAUUCUGAGUCAUUCUUUAGUUGGACGCCUGGGAUUGGUGGCUCUAGCCAAGGGUGUGAUUCUUAUUCUGCCCAUGCCUCUUCUACUUCAAAGGUUGACAUUCUGCCACGUGGUCAUUCCUCAUACCUACUGUGACCACAUGGCUGUGGUGACAAUGGCCUGUGGCCAUGCCAUACCUAACCGUAUCUAUGGGCUCUUUGUGAUUCUGCUCGUGGUGGGACUUGAUUUGCUGCUCAUUGGCUUCUCUUAUGGACUCAUCCUGCAGGCUGUGGUACGCCUCAACUCUCAAGAAGCGACCUGCAAAGCCCUCAACACCUGUUCAGCCCACCUCUUUGUCAUUCUUGUCACUUAUGUGCCUGCACUCUUUUCAUCUCUCACCCACCGCAUAGGUCACAAUAUCCCAUCUCAUGCUUAUGUUCUCCUUGCCAAUCUCCACCUUCUUUUACCCUCAGUACUCAACCCUAUCAUCUAUGGCAUAAAAAUGAAGGAAAUACGGCACAGGGUGGCUAAAUGCCUUUGCAGAGGACCUGCAUAG
This is a messenger RNA of Ailuropoda melanoleuca (giant panda), 936 nucleotides long. Its product is annotated as putative olfactory receptor 52P1. The transcript has a single exon. Gene Ontology annotation, cellular component: plasma membrane. Gene Ontology annotation, biological process: G protein-coupled receptor signaling pathway. The record is from RefSeq and is a predicted model, not a curated record. Gene Ontology annotation, molecular function: G protein-coupled receptor activity; olfactory receptor activity. Lineage: Eukaryota; Metazoa; Chordata; Mammalia; Carnivora; Ursidae. The coding region runs from base 1 to 936 and encodes 311 amino acids.